GCGGGCGGCUGCGAUCGGCCGGUGGGCGCUUGUCUGGCUGGGCAGCUCAAAGACAAGUUUGAAGAGGACGCUCGAAGGGUAGAAGAAGGGUUGACUCCUCAGUACCUGAUUUCAAGAUACGUUGGUAGUCAGGCACAGGGACAGAUUGGCCGCGGCAGCAGUGGCUCAGGCCCCCUCUCCUUCCAAUUCCCUGUCACGCAAAUCCGAAAUUCUAUCGUCACUCUCUCGGUGACGGCGGACAGCCUAAGGCUUGUGAUUCACGCCAGCCCGGGGGAAAUACUUCGGGCGAUGGUGUGCGUCUUUGCAAACGUCACGUGCGGUGGUUUUGAGGCACUGACGGACCGCGGCUACCUGGGCGUCGAAAUCAAAAACACGGGGUUCAUCGAUUCGGAUUACAAAGUCACGGGUGACGUGAGGGACACUCGAGAGGUCCAGUUCUACGUCAAUGCUACCCAAUACGCGAACAAGCCCAACAACCCCGACUUCAAGAAUGGGACAGGGCCGGGCCCGGAAUACCGCAAGCUGCG
Molecule: messenger RNA, 527 nt
Organism: Ostreobium quekettii
Lineage: Eukaryota; Viridiplantae; Chlorophyta; Ulvophyceae; Bryopsidales; Ostreobiaceae
Source: the annotation of a GenBank genome assembly